Morus notabilis is the source of this 995-nucleotide messenger RNA. RefSeq names its product GTP-binding protein SAR1A. The record is from RefSeq and is a predicted model, not a curated record. Gene Ontology annotation, biological process: vesicle organization; intracellular protein transport; membrane organization. Bases 194 to 775 code for a protein of 193 amino acids. The transcript has 3 exons. Gene Ontology annotation, molecular function: GTPase activity; GTP binding. Lineage: Eukaryota; Viridiplantae; Streptophyta; Magnoliopsida; Rosales; Moraceae. Gene Ontology annotation, cellular component: COPII vesicle coat; endoplasmic reticulum exit site.
UCUACUUCCUUAAAAACUGACACCUCCUCUCUCUCUCCUCUUUCUCUCUCUACAACCCAUUUCCAGUUGUGCCUCUGAACUGUCCCUUAAAAAACAAAAAAGCCCCUUAAAAAAAAAAACGACAAACAACCCAAAUCUUUUUCCCCUUCCUCAGAUUCGAUCUCUCCGAUCCGGGUCUGAAACGACGUCGACGAUGUUUCUCUUCGAUUGGUUCUACAGCGUCCUCGCUUCUCUCGGGCUAUGGCAGAAGGAGGCCAAGAUCCUCUUCCUCGGCCUCGAUAAUGCCGGCAAGACCACCCUCCUACACAUGUUGAAGGACGAGAGAUUAGUGCAGCACCAGCCGACGCAACACCCGACAUCGGAGGAGCUUAGCAUUGGGAGGAUUAAGUUCAAGGCGUUCGAUUUGGGCGGCCACCAGAUCGCUCGCCGAGUCUGGAAAGAUUACUACGCUAAGGUGGAUGCAGUUGUUUACCUAGUUGAUGCCUACGACAAAGAGCGGUUUGCGGAGGCGAAGAAGGAGUUGGACGGCCUCCUUUCUGACGAGUCCCUUGCCAAUGUCCCCUUUCUGGUGUUAGGCAACAAGAUUGACAUCCCUUAUGCGGCUUCAGAAGACGAGCUGCGCUAUAGUCUGGGCCUGACUAACUUCACAACCGGCAAGGGAAAGGUCAACCUCACGGAGUCCAAUGUCCGGCCUCUUGAGGUCUUCAUGUGCAGCAUUGUCCGGAAGAUGGGAUAUGGAGAAGGGUUCAAGUGGAUGUCUCAAUACAUCAAUUAGGGAAGAAAUAGAGAGGAAGAAGAAGAAGAAGAAGAAGAUUAGGAGAGGGGUAUCAUAUAUAACAUUUUGGCUAUCUGUAUUUUAUUUUCUGCUGCUUGUUCUGCAGUGCAUUUGACUCUACGGUUUAUAUCCAAACAGAGAUUUUUUAUUUGAUAUUGAUUGGGUUGGUGGAUUAACAAUUUGGGCAACAUUUUAUUUCAUUAUUCAUUGUGGUUAUUGU